Medioppia subpectinata is the source of this 1915-nucleotide messenger RNA. Lineage: Eukaryota; Metazoa; Arthropoda; Arachnida; Sarcoptiformes; Oppiidae. The record is from the annotation of a GenBank genome assembly.
AUGGCAACGGAUGAGCCGUUACUGAUGCUCACGGAAUACAAACGGGACAUACGUUUGGCCCGACUGUCCACUGAUGGCAAUCAUACCAUAUAUUACUCACAAUCAGAGCAACAAAAGUGUGUGACUAAAGACAUUGUUGUGGAUCCGUUGGAAGCGUUACUCUUUUGGAGUGAAUACAUAGACACGAGUCCUGGCAAUCCUAACAACCGAUUCAAUCGCUAUUACGACGACAACCACUACAGGAGUCGUAUAAUGCGAUCGACACAAGACGGACGACACGUCCAGACACUCGUUCCCUCAGAGCGUAUACGCGAACAGACACUCAAUCUGGACAUCGAUGGCCACCGGAUCUAUUGGAUUGAUUGGUUUAUAAGAACCAUUAAUGAGUUGCAUAGCGUCCGAUACGAUGGCACCGACAGGCGGUUACACCAAUUGUUGUCCAAUUCAUACUCGUAUAUGUUUAUCAAUAUAUAUGGGGGUCACAUGUAUUGGGUCGCGACAUGUAUUGAUGUGAAGACAACAUCGGGUGUAGUGAGGGGUCAGACGAUAGAUGUGUUGAACGUAAGUAUUGACCAGUUUUUGGGUAUACCUUAUGCCGAACCACCCGUCGGGAGACUCCGGUUCGCCAAACCUGAACCCAUCAAAACACCAAAACCGGAUAUUAUCGAUGCGACUAAACCUAAAAACGUGUGCAUUCAAAAUGUGUCGCCAUUCUCCCCAAAUGUAAACGCAAGUGAGGACUGUUUGGUAUUAAACAUAUGGACACCAAAUGCGGGCAAUAAUAACACAAACAAAUCACAGCUCAAACCCAUUAUGUUUCACAUACACGGCGGCGGGUUAUCUGGGGGCUCGAUAUUUAAUGGACUGGAUAGUAAUGUGUUGGCCACACGAGGUGUGGUUUACGCCUCAGCAGCUUAUAGAUUAGGACAGUUGGGCUUUCUAUACGGGGAUCGGGAGGACGCGCCCGGAAAUGUCGGCUUUUAUGACCAGUUAUUAGCUCUCAAAUGGGUCAGAGAAAAUGCUGAACAGUUUGGCGGAGAUAGGGAUGAGAUCACGAUAUUGGGUGAGAGCGCCGGGAGUUGGUCGGUGUCCGCACACAUACUCUCCCCGCUAUCUAAAGGCCUAUUCAAGAGGGCUAUUAUGGAGAGCGGCGCCCAUUUGUAUAACAAGGAUAGGGAUAUCAUCAGUAAAGAGGAGUCAAUAUCUUUAGGCAAACGGAUAGCAAAAGAGCAAAAUUGCAGCGAAAGUGAGGAUUGGUUGCAAUGUUUGCGAGGAUUGGAUGCAAAUGUGUUUAACAAAUAUGUAGUUCCGAUGACAUAUCCCGUAUUGGGCACUGAAUUUCUGCCCAUUUCUGCCCAAAAGGCAUUUGCAAACAAAAAAUAUAAUUCAGAUGUGGAUAUAAUGGCCGGCAUUGCCAGUACUGAGGGCUCAAUGUUAGCUAUUUAUGCGAUACAUUUAAAAGACAAAUUAACUUUGAAUGACUUGAUUGAGGCAACAAAAGUAUCGGACAGUGUUUACCACGGAUUGGAUGUGAAACGUGUGGACGACUAUUAUCUACAAAAUGUCGACAAAAACAGUUCACUUGAGCUCAAGAAAGCGUUUUAUGAAUUAUACGGCGAUAUAAUAAUGAAAUGUCCGACAUAUCUGUUUGCUAAACAAGCUGCCAUAAAUAAACAACCUGGUCAUAAUGUAUAUUUCUACCAGAUCAGUUAUCAAAAUAAGCAUUUCGCCCAUCAAUAUGGUUGUGAUGUUGAGGGUAUGGGUGUCUGUCACGUCGCUGAAACAUCAUUUGUCUAUGGGUUGCCUUAUCUAAUACCCGACGCUUAUAGCGAUAUCGACGCUAUAUUUAGCGCAGACUUAAUGAAAAUGUGGACUAAUUUUGCUAAAUAUGGGUAAAUAUUAAUGCGAGAGAGAG